AUGGAUUUCACUUGUAGCGUUAACACAACGAACGACAACAGCCAUACUCAUCACAUCUCACCGAACGAACCGCAAACAGCAAUUCGACGUCGUAAGUCGGCGGUAGAAUUACGAUCAUUUCGCAGUGGUGUGAAUCGCGAUCAAAAAAGAAGUGUUAUCGGUUCGAAAGACGAUUCACGAACGAGUGUUUCCCUUUUCGCGAUCAACGUUUUUGAGGACGAAGCACUCGCAAGCAGUUCGUCAGUUGAUAAGAAUGAUCUUCAGUUACCUCGCUAUCAUAACAUGAAUUUGCGUUCUGAUAAUUCAGUAUCGCCACUAACUAAAUGCACUCUUAAUGCACCAAAUUCUCAACGAACAUUCGCAUCAAGAGGACCAACAGCGCGAAAGGUGCAUCGUCGUGCAGCAACAGCGCGAUUGGGUUCAGUUGUGGAACGAUCUCAACUUAUCAACCCAUCAAAUUGUGAUCGAAAUGUGAGUUGCAAAGAGAGUGGUGUUAAAGUGAGGAGAGCGUUCUCAUUUCGAGACUUGAAUGGAACUAUGAUCGAUUUCACACAACAGAAUUCUGUCAAGAGAUGGACCUCUCAAGUUCUCGCAGAAAUUGAAUCACUCCCAUCGAGCCGAUUCGAUCUGAAUAAUCUCGACUCUGCGUCAACAACAAUCACCUAUCAGUCUAAUAAAAGCACUGAUAAUUCACUAACAAUUCCAAAAAAUAGUUGCCAAUCAAGCGAUCGCAAAAAUAUUGAU
Anisakis simplex (herring worm) is the source of this 744-nucleotide messenger RNA. The record is from the annotation of a GenBank genome assembly. NCBI's taxonomy places the organism in Eukaryota, Metazoa, Nematoda, Chromadorea, Rhabditida, Anisakidae.